Molecule: messenger RNA, 1296 nt
Organism: Sciurus carolinensis (gray squirrel)
Lineage: Eukaryota; Metazoa; Chordata; Mammalia; Rodentia; Sciuridae
Product: neuronal acetylcholine receptor subunit alpha-5-like
Biological process (GO): nervous system process; signal transduction; monoatomic ion transmembrane transport
Cellular component (GO): synapse; postsynaptic membrane; neuron projection
Molecular function (GO): acetylcholine-gated monoatomic cation-selective channel activity; transmembrane signaling receptor activity
Source: RefSeq, a predicted model, not a curated record
GGAGGAUUAUCUGAAUUAUCCUUCGUUGCAAAACAUGAAGACAAUUUGUUUAAGGAUUUAUUUCAAGACUAUGAAAGAUUGGUUCAUCCCGUGGAAUACCUGAAUGACAAAAUAAAAAUCAAGUUUGGCCUUGCAAUAUUUCAAUUAGUAGAUGUGGAUGGGAAAAAUCAGUUAAUGACAACACAUGUCUGGUUGAAACAGGAAUGGAGAGAUAUAAAAUUAAGAUGGAACCCUGAUGACUACGGUGGAAUGAAAGUUAUUUGUGUCCCUUCAGUCUCCCUCUGCACCCCAGACAUCGGUUUGUUUGAUAAUGCAGAUAGACGUUUUGAAGGGGCCAGUACAAAAGCAGUCCUCAGAUACAAUGGCACUGUCACCUGGAUACAGCCGGCAAACUACAAAAGAUCCCGUAUCAUCGAUGUCACAUUUUUCCCAUUUGAUCUCCAAAACUGUUCCUUGAAAUUUGGCUCUUGGAUGUUUGAUGGAUCUCAGGUUGAUAUAAUCCUAGAGGACCAAGAUGUAGACAAGACAGAUUUUUCUGCGAAUGGAAAAUGGGAGAUUGUGAGUGCAGCGGGGAGCAAAGGUAACAUGACCAGCUGCUACUGGUGCCCUUAUGUCACUUACUCCUUUGUAAUUAAGCGACUACCUCUCUUAUAUACCUUGUUCCUUAUUAUACCCUGUAUCAGGCUCUCAUUCCUGAUGGUAGUUGUCUUCUAUCUUUCUUCCAAUGAAGGUGAAAAGAUUAGUCUGUGCACUUCUGUCCUUGUCUCUCUGACUGUCUUUCUUCUGGUUAUUGAAGAGAUCAUACCCUCAUCUUCCAGAGUUAUACCUCUGAUUGGACAGUACCUGGUGUUUACCAUGAUUUUUGUGACCCUAUCAAUUAUGGUGACUGUCUUCACCAUCAAUAUUCACUAUUGUUCUUCUUCAACACACAAUGCUUUGGCACCCUGGGUCCACAAGAUAUUUCUUCACAAGCUUCCCAAACUGCUUUGCAUGAGUUUUCACAGGUAUUUCAGUCAAAGAGGGGAAACCGAGAAUGGUAGUGAAGCAAAAUCUUCUAGAAACACAUUGGAAGCUGCUCUUGAUUCUAUUUGCUACAUUACAAGACAUGUCAUGAAGGAGAAUGAUGUCCGUGAGGUUGUUGAAGAUUGGAAAUUCAUAGUCCAGGUUUUAGAUCAGAUGUUUUUGUGGACUUUUCUUAUGGUUUCAAUUGUUGGAUCUCUUGGGCUUUUUGUUCCUGUUAUUUAUGAAUGGGCAAAUAUAAUUGUACCAGUUCACAUUGGAAAUACAAAUAAGUGA